UCCGAAAACGAGAUCCCAGGUACAAGACGUAUCUGGCUCAACAGCAAACUGCGGGUACAUCCACCCCAAAAACAUCAGCUCAAAAUAAAACUGCGGCGCCGCGCGCCGAAUACGUCGAACAAGAAUGGCAGAAAGUCGAAGCCUCUCGUCAACAUGACGACAUCGAGUGGGCUACUGCGGAAGGAGACGACGACGAAGAGUGGGAAUGUGUUGUGUGCGGUAAAUCCUUUUUCAGUCAGGCGACUUGGGACAGCCACGAGCGAAGCAAGAAGCAUCUGAAAGAGGUCGAGAGGUUGAAGCGAGAGAUGUUGG
Molecule: messenger RNA, 312 nt
Organism: Mycena citricolor
Lineage: Eukaryota; Fungi; Basidiomycota; Agaricomycetes; Agaricales; Mycenaceae
Source: the annotation of a GenBank genome assembly